AUGGGUUGUUUAGAAUUUUGGGUUGUGAAUAGUUUCUUAGCAGCACUAGCAUUCUUUAUACUAUUCUUAGUUGUUGAUGCCAAAACCCCAUUUUAUCCAUAUGCUGUGGCAGGAGGAAAAUCCAGGGAUUAUUCGAAGAGUGCCACUGCAUGUAUUGUUGCUGCAGCACUGUAUAUAUUCGUUGGGCUUGGUCUCCUCUUAUGGCAGAAAAGCAGAGAGCAUAGAAUGGAAAAGACAAGAUAAUAUUAAUCUUAUACCAAACAAAGGACUAGUUUUGAUGAUAGAAUUCGGACUUAAUCAUCAAUUAAAGGACCCCAAUUAGAGUUAUGAUCUAAUUAUUAAUUUAAAUAACAAUCCCAUAUAUGCA
Messenger RNA from Paramecium tetraurelia, 367 nucleotides. RefSeq lists its product as uncharacterized. Lineage: Eukaryota; Ciliophora; Oligohymenophorea; Peniculida; Parameciidae. The transcript has 3 exons. The record is from RefSeq and is a predicted model, not a curated record.